This is a messenger RNA of Penaeus chinensis, 1038 nucleotides long. RefSeq lists its product as uncharacterized. The record is from RefSeq and is a predicted model, not a curated record. NCBI's taxonomy places the organism in Eukaryota, Metazoa, Arthropoda, Malacostraca, Decapoda, Penaeidae. The transcript is spliced from 4 exons. Gene Ontology annotation, biological process: transmembrane transport. Gene Ontology annotation, molecular function: transmembrane transporter activity. The coding region runs from base 1 to 1038 and encodes 345 amino acids. Gene Ontology annotation, cellular component: membrane.
AUGGCCAACGCCUAUUUUUGGACCCUUCAGCCCUAUUUCAUCCAACUCUCUCACAUCCCCUACGGUUUGUGUGGCAACGUUAUGGCCGCCUACAUGGCUGCGUAUGUUAUAAUCGGCGAUCUUACUGGUACGCAGGCAAGGACUUCGCGGAUUUCUAUCGCUGGCAUCAUGUACUUGCUCUCAUCCCCCGUCGGCAGUGCUCUCGGGACGGUGAACUACCAGUCCAGUGGCUACAUGCUGGUCUUCGGGAUUGAAGUCGUCAUUUCAGCCCUUUCGGCCGUCUAUGUUGUGGCCAGGUUCGACGAUAAACCACCUGGACGCGAGGAGGAACAAGACGGGAAGAAGAAAAUGUUGUCUUUAGAGACAACCAAGACGCCAUUCCAAGUAGUGUUGAGAAACCGGGAGAGCGGAGGGCGACCGCAGAUCCUUGGCCACAUUGUCUGCAUUUCUCUCUUCAUGAUGUCUGCCAGUAUACUCUUCCAUUUAAUUCAGAUCGACGACGACGACUCCUUUAUAUUCCUUUAUACCCGGAAGAAGUUUGACUGGAAUUAUUUCAACUUUACAGUGUGGAGUAUAUUCAGAACUCCAAUUUCUAUCAUAGCGGCUUGCGUGGUGGUGCCUAUCCUGAGCUACCGCCUUGGCAUGAGAGAUACCAUGCUGUCCUUCUUUGUCUCCAUCUCGCAGUUAUUUUAUGGCGUCCUAAUGGGCACAGCUCCUGCAUCUUGGGUCUUCUAUUUGGACGUAGACACACUUAGACAUAUUACAUCCACUCACAAGAAUCACGUAUAUAGUGGUGUCGGGUUGCAAAGACUUCGUGCUUCGGCAUUUCGUGCUCUCGCGGGGGCACUGUCAAAGCUGGCUGAGCAGCAGGAGAUAGGCGCCGUCUUCUCCGUGAUCGGGAUUGGAGAGGCGCUCCUUCCUGUCCCCGUCAGCCCCGUCUACACCGCUGUCUACAACAGCACUCUCGAGGUCUUCUCUGGAAUCGUCUUUCUCGUGCUGGCCUGCGUGAGCGUCUUCAUUGCAACGAUUUAUGUGUAG